AUGGGAUCAUUAGCAGCCGACGAGACCUCCAGUAGCAAUGAUGCUAUGAAUGAGCCUACCCAGCCGGACGAUGUCUUACAGCAUCAUCACAAGAAAAAUGGACAUCCACACCUCCCUGACCCCACAAUCCUUGAUCUUAUCCAUUGCCAGGAGACUCAAGCCAUCAAUGCGAAGUCACACAAUUCAGGUGUUAAAGCCAAGAAGGUCAAAUCAGCCAAGCCUAAGGAACCGACCGAAGGCCCUAAGCCAACACAACUCGGCUGGUAUCCUCCAUGGUGGAAGACUUUUCUUGAGGAGGCGAAGGCAGAGUGUCAUGCCCAGCACGCAAUUGAGAAUGCAUUCCUGGACUCCGUCAAGGAUUUACCUCUUUCAGUCACCGAAGCACUCAUGACGUCACUCGUAGAAUGGCUUGAAGCAGGUAACGAGGUUGAAGUGGGUAUAUGGCCUGAUCACAAGGCCAAUAUGGCCAAGCUGGUAAACUUAUCAACCUGGCGCUCUGACCUCAAGAAGAUAGCUAUCAGCAUCAUGCCCUCCAUGUAUAACCUCAUCCCCUCAGCUGAAGUACCUCCUCAAGCUCACACUGCCUGGGUUGAGAAUGCUGCUGCGGAACUGUUGGACAAGUCUUUGUUUCUUUGUAACAGUGUGGAUGAGCUUUGGAUAACCAAUAACGCUGCCCAUCCUGCACUCCAGGCUGCCACCAUCACAUUCUUCUACACUGGUUCUUAUCACAUCACUCACAGGAGACCUGAUAUCUUCAAACAGGAGUUACCUUUGCAGUCUUUAGCUUUGGUUUGCACUGUGUACAAUUGUGUCUUUGAUGGGCUAGUCAAGAACGGCAGUGGCAAGUAUUUUCUGAAGUUUACCACCAAAGACUACUCCGCUGUCUACCUCACAAUGGUUGCUGAACUCAAGAAUGUCUUGAAGGACGCGUAUCACGGCCCUAGGUUGACACAAUAG
Molecule: messenger RNA, 957 nt
Organism: Suillus discolor
Lineage: Eukaryota; Fungi; Basidiomycota; Agaricomycetes; Boletales; Suillaceae
Exons: 5
Coding region: 1-957 (318 amino acids)
Source: RefSeq, a predicted model, not a curated record